This is a messenger RNA of Carcharodon carcharias (great white shark), 1266 nucleotides long. RefSeq names its product proline-rich protein 15-like protein. The transcript has a single exon. The coding region runs from base 11 to 331 and encodes 106 amino acids. NCBI's taxonomy places the organism in Eukaryota, Metazoa, Chordata, Chondrichthyes, Lamniformes, Lamnidae. The record is from RefSeq and is a predicted model, not a curated record.
UGGGGGAGCCAUGGGUGACAGUUCCGCUCAGAGUUGGUGGAAAUUCACCUUCCUGCGCAAGAGAAAGAACAGCCCCAAAGUUUUGUAUGAGAUCCCGGUGGACCGGAGCAAUACUGACAGCAAGGAGUGCGGUGAGAGGGAGACCCAGUGCAGAUCCGACUCGGAGCUGGAAGCUCGGCUGGAGAAAAUCGUGGACAAAACCACCAAGGGCAGACACGUAAGAGUGUCCAACUCCGGGAGGUUCAAAGAGAAAAAGAAAGUGAGAUCGUGUCUGUCGGAAAACCCGGGCUUCUUUAACGAUUCGGGGAACGGCGGUGCACCGCAGCCCUGAGCGCCCGCACAUCCCUCCGUGAUAGAAGUUCGCCGUGACGAUUCUGAACGAGAGGAUUUCUUGGCCCGACAGCACAGAAUGAGCGGCGCCGACAACCAGCUUAAAGGGUUAACCGGCCAACCCGUUUACAGGAUCGACGUCUGCAACCUGCUCAUAAGGUUUAAAUCCCGCCCCAAUAUUCAAAGGUGAACCUCUGGAAUCCAUUUCAAUUCAGAAGAAGCAGAAUUUUUGUUAUGAUAUUUCAUUUUGAACAGUUUUUUAAAAAAAAAAACAGAGACCAGGUUGUCUGUUUUCAGUUGUUUAGAGUUUGGCUGUACACUUUAUUUGGGCUCCAAGCCCUGGAUUUCCGAAUGUGAUCAGCGUCUGAUUGCGAAAUGAAUGUUCCGCUGCUGUUUUCUGGACGGACUGAAAGUGAAGACUUGUAGGGAAACAAAAAGGAACAUAGGAUUUAGGAGUAGGCCAUUCGGCCCUUAGUAUGAGUAGGAGACGGGGUGGGGGGGGUGGGUGGUGGUUGUUGUUGGUGGAGAACGGUGUGAAGGAGCUCGAGUGAAAGGAAGAUAUUCCAUGCUGCACCCAUCAUGACUGAGUAUUUCAACCAAACAUUGUGUGGGAGAAAAUCCCACAGGUUGUGCAUGAAUAUAAAUCGCAAGGAUUGAUGCAAAAGGGUGUAACACCGUAAAAAGGAACCAGACGACAUGGUUUUACAUGUAAAAAGGAUAUUGAAUUGUGUUGAGUGCAUUAUGUUUAGUAAACAAUGAAUGUUAAGAGAAAAAUAUUGGGUCACAGGGCAUUGGAUUUUGCCCGUGCACCAGCCGAGUGUAUAGUGUAAUCAAGGGCUCUGAUUUUCAUGGGAACGUACGGAUUGGCAGAAUAUGAUUGGAAAAAGGUUCUGAAGAUCCCUUAAACUCUGAUUUGAAUUAAAUGAUCUUAAUUGA